This is a messenger RNA of Diabrotica virgifera virgifera (western corn rootworm), 905 nucleotides long. Its product is annotated as RRP15-like protein. Gene Ontology annotation, biological process: maturation of LSU-rRNA; maturation of 5.8S rRNA. Lineage: Eukaryota; Metazoa; Arthropoda; Insecta; Coleoptera; Chrysomelidae. The record is from RefSeq and is a predicted model, not a curated record. The coding region runs from base 108 to 881 and encodes 257 amino acids. Gene Ontology annotation, cellular component: preribosome, large subunit precursor. The transcript has 3 exons.
UUUAGAAAGUAGAAGAAGAGGAAAACAAUCUUACUUAACCUCAAUUUAAAGUACAUGUUUUUAUUUUGUUCUAAAAAAUAUUGCUAAACAGUUAAUAAUUUAAUAAGAUGACUAUUAUGGACUCUACAAAAGCUCAGGAACUUGAAGAUGAUUUAUCAGAUGAUAAUGUAAGUGAAGAAUCAGAUCACGGAGAUUCCAAUAAUUCAGAAGACGAAGACAACGAUCUAGCCAACACUGGUUGGGCAGAUGCAAUUUCAAAAAUAUUAAAACAAAAACCAAAGGCAAAGAGCAAAAGUGUAGUACUUUCAAAGGCAAAAAAACUUACAGAUGUUAAAAAAGCAAAAAAGGAGCCUCUUAGUUUUGAGAUUGCUGGUGAAGAUGGCGCAGCUCCAGUUAAAGAAGAGGAUGAAGAACAAUCUGAAGAUGUAAAAUCAGAAGUUUUAGAGCCAGUGAGGAAGAAGAAAAAGGAAAUACCAAAACUACGGGUAAAACCGAAUAUCCUAGAAAAGGAUCGUGAACGUCUUCUACAAAAAAUAGCAACAAAAGGUGUGGUUCAGUUGUUCAAUGCAGUAAAAUCACAACAGAAAGAUAUAACGAAAAAAUUGGAAGAAGCUGGACCCCUUGAAGUAAGAAAAGAAAGAGUAUUGAAAAAUAUAGACAAAAGAGCAUUUUUGGAUGUUCUUAUGGGUGAAAAAUCACAGAAAUUGGACACAAAUAUGGAUGUAGUAGAGAAAAAGGAAGAAAAACGAUUGAGUAAAAAGAAUGCAAGCAAUGAUGUUACUUGGAGCGUUUUGAAGGAAGAUUUUAUGAUGGGGGCCAAGAUGAAAGAUUGGGAUAAGGAAUUAGAAACAGAGGAAGUUGAAGAACUAGAAUCAGAUUAAUAAUAAAGAUUAUUUUUAAUAAAA